AUGGACAGCGGCGAGAAGAAACAAGUCAAAGCAAAGCUCAUCCAUGUCAUCUCUGGCACGUUCGACGAAGCUGGCGAUCCCGCUGCACUACUUGUUUUCGAAUUUCAUUUCCACAUGCCCAGCGGCCGGCGAUUCAAGCACACGCUCAUCACAGUGACUUUUGAAGACGAAAAGGGCCCCUCGAUUUUGGACCCCGAGGUCUAUCGGAUCUCCCCCGAAGGUCGCUACGCCCUGGACAAGGUGACGAACUCAAAGGACGUCUCCCACGCCGUCGACGCCGCUGUCAAUGGCGGCGUUGGGGGUGCUAAUUUGGAGCUGGGAUAUCACUGGAAAAUGGACCGAAACAUUGAAAAGGAGCACUCGGGGACGCUCCGUGGGCUCUCUAGGAGAUUCAAGACCUACGGGGAGGAGACGAGCGCCGUAUGGGAGAUUGAAGAGGACCCUGUCAAGAAGGAGGGUAUUCCAACCUUCUUGAGAUCUGCACUCAUUCUGCGGCUGGACGAUGAGAGUGACAAAUUUCAGUUCACAGUCAAGAUUGAGACGCGCGAGAGCAAGCUGCUUUUUGGGUCCAGAUCUUCCAGGAUGAUCGACCCCUUCAAUAUCGACCCAGCAUCUAAUUGUUUGGCAAAAGAGGCAAACAUAGAUACCGCCAAUUUGGGAGAAGUCGACUUGUCCAGCCAGUGUGUUGUCAAGCUAGCAACGCUGAUGAGUACAACUUAG
Trichoderma atroviride IMI 206040 is the source of this 720-nucleotide messenger RNA. RefSeq lists its product as uncharacterized. The record is from RefSeq and is a predicted model, not a curated record. NCBI's taxonomy places the organism in Eukaryota, Fungi, Ascomycota, Sordariomycetes, Hypocreales, Hypocreaceae.